AUGCAUGCUCUCAAUGCCCAAACUAUUCCAGUAUUCACUAACUCGCGAGCAUCUGUCUCUCUGCCUUGCGGUAUCGACCACACCAACCGACGGACCCUCCCAGCCCAGCGAAACUGCUUGUCCAGGAUGUUGCUGCCUACGCUCAGGAGGCCACCAGCGCAGAAUCCCCUUCCAGCCCCCUUCCAGCCCCCUUCCAGCCCCCUUCCAGCCCCCUUCCAGCCCCCUUCCAGCCCCCUUCCAGCCCCCUUCCAGCCCCCUUCCAGCCCCCUUCCAGCCCCCUUCCAGCCCCCUUCCAGCCCCCUUCCAGCCCCCUUCCAGCCCCUUCGCUCCAGCACGACCAGAAAGACGUCGGUCUGCACUCACGUAGACUCAGCUGCUCGUCUGGGACUCGACUCUCAUCCUGGAGGGAGCUUCGGUGAACAACCAAAGGCGAAGGUUGCCGUCUUCGUCUGGGGCCCACCUGGGCAUGCUACCUGCCGCCGCGUGUCCGGUUCGGCUCCAGCACUUUGA
This is a messenger RNA of Zygotorulaspora mrakii, 510 nucleotides long. RefSeq lists its product as uncharacterized. The transcript has a single exon. The coding region runs from base 1 to 510 and encodes 169 amino acids. The record is from RefSeq and is a predicted model, not a curated record. Lineage: Eukaryota; Fungi; Ascomycota; Saccharomycetes; Saccharomycetales; Saccharomycetaceae.